Anopheles moucheti is the source of this 2440-nucleotide messenger RNA. RefSeq names its product F-box/LRR-repeat protein 4 (gene Fbxl4). Gene Ontology annotation, molecular function: protein binding. The record is from RefSeq and is a predicted model, not a curated record. Gene Ontology annotation, cellular component: SCF ubiquitin ligase complex. The transcript is spliced from 3 exons. Gene Ontology annotation, biological process: SCF-dependent proteasomal ubiquitin-dependent protein catabolic process. Lineage: Eukaryota; Metazoa; Arthropoda; Insecta; Diptera; Culicidae. Bases 3 to 1787 code for a protein of 594 amino acids.
AAAUGCAGCAAUACGCUGAUAGAAUCAUUUAUACCAGCUGCGAGUAUGGCCCCGAAAGAACCAUUUCAUACAACUCCAUUAACGUUAUCGGGGGACCAAGCAACUUUCCACUAUCCAAUACUGAUCAAUUGGAUUCUUAUUUGCUGAGCUCGUACGGCAACUGGAACGUGAUGGCGCCGUCUUUCGCGCCCGAGUUUGGGGUGGACAAAAUUCCCACCGAAGAUAACCCGCCGAUCGACGCCUUCAUUGUAGUUAGCUUCGAAAAGUCUGUGUACCCAACGGGAGUGGAAGUGUACGAAACCAUGAACCCUGGCGCCGUCUAUCGCAUCUGGGCUUACACGGAAUUCCGUCAGUGGAUGCUCCUGUGGGAUAAACGAGUAGACGCCGUGCACGAUGACAUUCGCAAUGCUGAUUUGAAAGAAUCUCGCAUCUUCGUGCCAGCCAUAAGAAUCAUCAACCAGCGAACAUGCGUGCUACGUGUCGAGUUUAGUACGUGCGAGUUAAACUACAUAUACGCGAUGGAUGCUAUCAUGCUCAAGAGCGCGAUGAGUAAUAUGGAUGAACCGAUACCUUUCGCUUACAUGUCCGAGGUUAAGGGAUGGCGAGAAGAUGGCGAAAUUACGCAUCAACCAACACCUUGUUCUCUAAUUGAAGAGGUUGUCAAGGCGUUGGAUGCUAGCACAUCUAAGCUUUCCUUGAAUGACAAGCAACAAAUGCAACCAGUGGACAACCGCAGGCUUCCUCAGCAGGUACCUAAGGAACCGCUGCAGCAAGGACCGUCUAUCACCAACUUGCCUUACGAAAUGGUUUACAAAAUUCUUACCUAUCUCGACUUAAAGUCGCUGCGUAACAUGGAGCAGGUGUCCGCUGCAUUCCGUAAUGUUGCGCGUGACCGACGACUGUACCGGGAAGUUAACUUACGUCCGUACUGGAUGGACGUGGAUUCAAAGCUGCUCACAUGGCUAAAAGAUCGCUGUGUUGAUAUACGCAAGCUCGAUCUGUCAUGGUGCGGAUUGUUCCAAACGUUUACGAAGCCGCAGUUGGAGAGGUUUCUUUCGAAGCACGGCCCCUCGUUGACGCAUCUGCGUCUGAAUUCAAUUGGAUUUCAUAAUUCUACGAUCUUUGGGAUAUCCAAUUAUACGAAUCUUACCGAACUGUGCCUGCAGAAUGCAGAUGUGAGCGACGUUCUAAAUUUGAAAAUGGAGCUUACCAAAUUGACCAGAUUAGACCUGUCGGGCGCAAUAAUCACAGGCCUUUCGCUGAAUAAUUUACUGUGUCGCAAUCAGGGACUGCAGCAUCUGAACCUUUCCUGCUGCAUAUUCAACUCGGUCCAGCUAACGCAAACGAUCGGUCGAUUUAAUCGUCAGUUGAUUAGCUUGAACUUGUUUAAAACGCGCAUAUGCCACGAGCAGGAUCUGAUACCGUUGACAAACUGUACCAAACUGCAGGAGCUUAACCUGGGCUACGCCAAUGACGAAUAUGUAGAGGAAAGUGAGCUUGGCCGUGUGAUUGAAGCGUGUCCGGAAUUACGGAAACUGGUGCUUGCUGGCUUUCGCGAUGUUCACAACAAUAAUAUCUUCGCGAUUGCACAGCACUGCCUCGAGCUUGAGUAUCUCGACCUGUUGGGCUGCAUUACAGUAACCGGUGAGUCUGUAAAUGCUCUCUUCAUCGGAUGUUCGUCUCUACGAUUUCUAGAAAUCAAUCACUGUUGGAACAUAAUGGACCACUGGAUAACCGAGUGGAAAGAACGUUACCCGAACGUUGCCAUCAAGUACGGUACGUACUAAAGCGAAACAGAAAAAGAAAUAUUAUCUUAUUUUACUUGUUAAUCUACAUUUGUAACUGUACUAUAUUUCACCUUAAAGAAAGCUAGUACAUUGUCAUCGUAAUGCCGACAUUUAAUUGGAAAUUCCCGUUGUGCGGUAUGAAAUUCAAACUAUACGCUUAAACACAGCAAUUGGUAGGAAAAUUUAAAAUUCACUUAAAUAGAUAAACAUACCACCGAACGGGAAAAUAUUAAAUGAUAUGCUCUGAUUAAUAUUUCUGAUUAAUUUCUGCUUAAAAUUCUCUUCCUUCAUUUUCCAACAAAAAUAAUAUUGGAAAUUUCGAUUAUCAUUUACUUCCAUCAACUCAAAACUGGUUGAUUUAGGUUGUUGUUCCUUAUUCAUUAAUUGAAGAGUUCACAAACUCUUAUACAAGGUUGAAUUCAUUAUAUGUGAAGAACAGAAAAACAAUGCCAAAAUAUGUGCCUAACGUGUAGAACACACUUACACAGAUCACAAUACAACAAAUACGAAGUAAAUGUUAAGAAGUUGUACACGAGUACAACAAUUAAUCAAUUCAACUCUUUAUAUAUAAUUCAACAAAACAUCAGAUCUCUUCCACAAACGUGUGGUAAUAAGCUAAGCGUUCGAUCUGGCUGUCUUGCAAGUCGGUUAAA